This is a messenger RNA of Erinaceus europaeus (western European hedgehog), 2013 nucleotides long. RefSeq names its product anaphase promoting complex subunit 16 (gene ANAPC16). The coding region runs from base 168 to 500 and encodes 110 amino acids. Gene Ontology annotation, biological process: protein ubiquitination. The transcript is spliced from 4 exons. Gene Ontology annotation, cellular component: anaphase-promoting complex; kinetochore; cytosol. The record is from RefSeq and is a predicted model, not a curated record. NCBI's taxonomy places the organism in Eukaryota, Metazoa, Chordata, Mammalia, Eulipotyphla, Erinaceidae.
CGCCCAUCUAGCACGAGUGCGCGCACGUCGCUGCGGCUUCACCCUGCGCGGGCGCGAGCACGCCACCGACCUCAUCGUAGCUCAGCCGUUUGGAGUGACCCUAGGGGCGGGGCCGCAGGGGAAAGUGUCAAAGUGUUGGAGUGAAGUGAAAAUCUCCUAGAAGGGAAAUGGCUGCCUCUUCAUCCUCCUCCUCAGCUGGUGGGGUCAGUGGAAGUUCUGUCACCGGAUCUGGAUUUAGUGUCUCAGACCUGGCCCCACCGCGGAAAGCCCUUUUCACCUAUCCCAAAGGAGCUGGCGAGAUGUUAGAAGAUGGCUCUGAGCGAUUCCUGUGUGAAUCUGUUUUCAGCUACCAAGUGGCAUCUACACUUAAACAAGUAAAGCAUGAUCAGCAAGUUGCUCGGAUGGAAAAACUAGCUGGUUUGGUAGAAGAGCUGGAGGCAGAUGAGUGGCGAUUUAAACCCAUCGAGCAGCUGUUGGGGUUCACACCCUCUUCAGGUUGACCCUGCCUGGAUGGUUACCUCUGUGCAUCACAAGUACUGGGCCAGCAAAAGGACUUUUCUUACAGUUCAUGUAGCCAGUCAGACACUUGGCAGCUCAGUUGCUGGAUUGUUAAAUACUUGCUUUCUCUGUCCACAAGCAACAAAUACUUAAGUGUGUUCUUGCAGGGGGAUAUCUGUUCAUUUGUUUUUUUAAAUUAUUGAGAGUCAGACUAGGACAACCCGCUUCAGAGAAUCAAGAGGUGUGGAUUUAAGAGGUAUUUAUAAAAAUUUACAAGCCAGAUAAGACACUUGUCAGAAUUGAUCAACUUAAGUGGCAUCUAUCUCAUACAGUGCCUAGAGUCCUCGCCAGUCAAGUCCAAGGUCAGGAUUUGGAGUUAUAAAAUACAGCACUUCUGACCUAAAAUAGUUCUUUUUUGCAAGUGAAUAUGAUUUCAACUCAGGACCAGUCUCAAUGAGGAAUUUUUAUAUGUUAGGUUUUUUGUUUUGUUUUGUUUUGUUUUGUUCUAAUUUUAGACAUCUAAUUCUAUAGAUCCUAACUUUUUCUAACCUCUUCUAGACAUGGCAAAUGCUGGCAAUGAGAAUUGCUUUUUGAAUGUUAAAGCAUUUAUAAAAAUAAAGCAGUGAACAAAAUCCUUCUUAACACAGAAAUUCUGACUUCAUCUCUUUGAUGUGCUCAAGCAAUUCUGUAGCAAAUAAAUCCGUUCAAACAGCUCCAAAUUGGUUUCUUUAUCCGUUCAAAGUCUGAGGGAUUUGGAAUAGGGAGGAGAGGUCAGAUUACUUUUUAUAAGAAGGGAAUCUAAAAGCCAUUUCUCCUGUGAAAAUAAUGAAUUUGCUUAUCCCCAGGGAUAUUUGUUUUCACAGACAUAUAUGAAUUUAUCUUGUCAGUAAUACCUGAGUAAGUUUUAAUACCAUGAUAGGGAAAAAACUAGAAAGCUUUGUUCACUCAUGAGGGUCCACUGCACAGUUAGGAGAAACAAUUAUUAGACUAUCUGCAAAACUUGUCUCAAACAACAGUUGCCUGUCUCCUCAUUAAUAACUUAUACCUGACCUGCUUCGAGUUGCUUAAUUAUAAAUAAAUAUAAUCCCAGUAGCAAUUGGCCUUAAUCUCUGGCGUUCAAAAUGUUUAACUCAUACCACCUGCUAGGAAGUGGUGAUCUCAUUGCAUCAGUAAAGAAUCUGAACACAUGGAGAUGAAAAGCCUGCUCCAUAUGGUCACAUAGUCUGGGCAGGAGAAGUUUCUGGAACUUGGAAAAAAUGCAGCUGACUGAUAAUCCAGUUGACGAUUCUUUAAAGAAAAUCAGAGCACAAAAAUUAGCUCAAACUUACCUAUUACACUUUCAUAUUUUUCAACCCAAACAACCCCAUAUUUUUUUCUCUUUUUUAAUUAAUUAAUUUAUUUAUUAAUGAGUACGCUAGGAGGAGAGAAAGAACCAGACAUCACUCUUGUACAUGUGCUGCCAGGGAUUGAACUCAGGGCCUCAUGCUUAAGAGUCCAACAUUUUAUUUACUGUGC